Trifolium pratense (red clover) is the source of this 1155-nucleotide messenger RNA. RefSeq lists its product as uncharacterized. The transcript has a single exon. Lineage: Eukaryota; Viridiplantae; Streptophyta; Magnoliopsida; Fabales; Fabaceae. The coding region runs from base 51 to 542 and encodes 163 amino acids. The record is from RefSeq and is a predicted model, not a curated record.
CCCUCACUUUAAGUGCAAUGCACACAUAAUAAUCAAAUUGAAUAAACUAUAUGGUUGUGAUGGAAGAUUAUUCUUUCAAGAAGCCAGGAGCAGUUCCAUUCAAAUGGGAGAUCAAACCUGGACUCCCCAUACCCCAUCAUCACAACCUGUUGGAAUCUCCCUCAUUGAAGCUCAGGCCACCGCCGCCACUCGGCUCCUACAAGUUAUCUCCCGUGGAGCCUCGGACACGGUCUUUCCGAUCAAGUCCUAAGGUCCGGUCUAAAAGAUGGCAGUUUGAGCGACCCCUUGCCCAACCCGAGAUCGUGGCUUCGUCGGGUUGUUUCUUCUCGCCUUUUUUGAAGCGGCUACGGAGAAGGAAGACGGUUCCAAAGAAAGUGGUUGAAUUUGAUUAUACAUCGGAGCUGGAGACGCUUGGUCGGUGGUCUUUUUCGUCGACUACAAAGUCUCUCUCGCCAUUCCGGCCUUCAACAGUGUCGUCUUCUAUUGCAUCGUCGCCACAACCUGUUGGCGAUGUUGAAUGGGCCGGGUUCGGUCUUUUCUGAAAUACUUUGAUCUUUAAUUUAGUAUUUUUAUUACAAUGAGGGCUAAACACUUUGGAAAAAAAUUACACCGAAACUAAACGAGGGAUAGGAAUUUUCAAAAUAUCAGCGGCCAAUACAGAACUAAUAUGCGGAGGACAAUCAUCAAAGAAUUGAAUUGCCUCAUUCAGCGAACACCUCAAAGAUGGUAAUGCAUCCGCACACGGUGCUAAUGACAUCAAAAGGAUUGUGUAUUCACUUCAUUACACCAAAUAAUGUAGUAUUUUUUUUUUUACCAAACCAAAUAAUGUAGUCUUAAAAGUUCAUUUUGUAUCCAGCAACGGUAUAAGAAGAUUUCACGAUUUAUGUAAAAAAAAAUUAUUGUAAAAUAUAAGAUGAACUUUGAAUAAAUAUAUAUAUGUGCAUUUAUAAUCAAAAGAGGUUUUCAGAAAGUUGAAAUUGAAUUUUUUUUUUGAUGUAAAAGUUGAAAUUGAAUUUAAUUGUAGCAAUCAAUACUUUUAAGUAGUUUAGUGAUAAAAAUUUUAUACAUCAAGAUAAAUAAGAAAAGAAUCUCAAGUACCUCAACCCUUACGUAUUGUAAUUUCGUCUCUUUAAUUUUAAAUGAGUGAAUACUAGC